This is a messenger RNA of Dovyalis caffra, 1815 nucleotides long. Lineage: Eukaryota; Viridiplantae; Streptophyta; Magnoliopsida; Malpighiales; Salicaceae. The record is from the annotation of a GenBank genome assembly.
AUGCUAGCUGCCAAACUGACAACGUUAUUGAAUAAUUAUCUGACUGCCAACCAGAUAAAACAAAUCCAUGCAUGCAUCAUCAUCAAUGGUCUUCCCAACCUGGAGUCUCUGGUUAUCCGUCAAACCCUCCUGUCUGCUAGCAAUUACUCUAGAAGAAUUGCUCAAUACAUCCAUAAUAUCCUUUACCAUUUGCGACAUCCAGAUCCACUCCCAUGGGGUUGCACAAUUAGACAUUUCUCUCAGCAAGGCCAAUUCAAGGUAGCCUUACAUCUUUAUGUGCAGAUGCAGAGACAAGGAUUGUGUCCAAGCACAUUUGCUGUAUCCUCUGCUUUAAGGGCGUAUGCUAGGACCACAUACAAGAUGGGUGGACUAUUGAUCCAUGCUCAAAGUUAUAAAUAUGGAUUCUCUAGCUGUGUUUAUGUUCAAACAGCACUUGUGGAUUUAUAUUCAAAACUGGGUGAUAUGAACACUGCACAGAAGGUUUUUGAUGAGCUGUUGGAGAAGAAUGUAGUCUCAUGGAAUUCAAUUUUAUCUGGGCAUCUGAAAUCUGGGAAUCUACUAGAGGCUCGGAAGGUGUUUGACCAGAUUCCAAGGAAAGAUGUCAUAUCCUGGAAUUCAAUGAUAUCAGGGUAUGCAAAAACAGGGCACAUGGACCGCGCAUAUGUUUUGUUUCAACAGAUGCCAGAGAAAAACUAUUCUUCUUGGAAUGCAUUGAUUAGUGGAUUUGUUGAUUGUGGGAACAUAGAAUCAGCACAGAGAUUCUUUGAUGCAAUGCCCCGAAGAAAUAGUGUUUCCUGGCUCACAAUGAUUGCUGGGUACUCAAAAUGUGGAGAUGUUGACUCUGCUAGCAAACUGUUUGAUCAGAUAGCUAAGAAAGAUCUGCUCACGUUUAAUGCCAUGAUAUCUUGCUUUGCUCAGAAUAGCCAACCUAAGAAGGCCCUUCAGCUGUUUAGCAAGAUGGUUAAAGCUUAUGCAAAUAUUCAGCCAGAUCAGAUGACUUUGGUAAGUGUUGUGUCGGCUUGUUCACAAUUGGGGGACUGGAGAUUUGUGUCAUGGAUAGAGUCAUAUAUAAAUGAUCUUGGAACUGAUAUUGAUGAUCGGUUGCUUACUGCUUUACUUGACCUAUAUGCAAAAUGUGGGAGUGUUGACAAGGCAUAUGAGCUAUUUCAUGGUCUAAACAAGAAGGAUGUGGUUGCUUAUAGUGCAAUGAUCUCGGGAUGUGGCAUGAAUGGCAAGGUUGCUGAUGCCAUCAAUUUGUUUGAAAUGAUGGUGGAUGCCCAAAUUCAUCCGAAUUUAGCCACCUUUGCAGGGAUAUUAACUGCAUGUAACCAUGCUGGUCUUGUUGAAGAGGGCUAUCGAUUCUUUAGUUCCAUGAAGGAACAUGACCUUGUACCUUCAAUUGAUCAUUAUGCAAUCAUGGUCGAUCUUUUAGGGAGAGCUGGAAGAUUACAAGAGGCAUAUGAACUGAUAAAGACUCAGCAUUGUUUUGAUUUGGAGCCUAAUGCAACUGCUUAUUAUUCUCUUCUUGCCAACAUUUAUUCCUCUGUUGGUAGGUGGGAUGAUGUCAGGAGAUUGAGAAACUUGUGGAAAGAGAAGAAACUGUCCAAGCUAUCAGGAAAGUUGGUCGAGUCUGAGUUUGGAGAGAUUGCAGCUCAGCAUUGUUUUGAUUUGGAGCCUAAUGCAACUGCUUAUUAUUCUCUUCUUGCCAACAUUUAUUCCUCUGUUGGAAGGUGGGAUGAUGUCAGAUUGAGAAAGUUGUGGAAAGAGAAGAAACGAUCCAAGUUAUCAGGGUAUAGUUGGAUAGAAUCAACUUGA